AUGGCGUUUCUGUUCUGGAAUUACUCUACAAUAACAAACUUGUCAAGAGCUUCGUUUAUCGGACCCGGUCAUGUUCCUCUAGAGUGGCACCCACAUGAAGCCGAGAAGAUUUCUCCAAAGGAGUCCCUAGACUCAUUACUGCAGUGGUGCGAGCCGUGUUCUGGUUAUAAAGUGCCUCGCUCACAUCAUUGUUCACAUUGCGGACGGUGCUCAAUGAAAAUGGAUCAUCAUUGUCCUUGGAUUAACAAUUGCGUUGGUCACCGAAACCAUGCAGUGUUCGUUAGAUUCCUGCUUUCUGCGGUAGUCGGAUGUGUCCAUGCGUUGGUGAUCCUUAUUGCGGCCUUCUAUCAUGCUAUUCAUUUCAAUUAUUAUUACCGAUAUGGUGAUGGCAGUGAACCCAUGAUACUAUUAACGUUCUGGUCCUUGAUUGGAAUGGUGAUCGCUAGUGCCUUCGCCUUCGGCGUUAUUGUAGGCGUUGGUGGCCUUCUUUAUCUUCAGUUGAAGUAUAUUAAAAACAACAAGACCGGUAUAGAGGAAUAUAUAGAACAGAAGGCUGUGUCUUAUCGCAAAGAAGAAGACUGCGACUGGGAAGACUUCGUUUAUCCAUACGAUCUUGGAUGGAAGCGAAAUUUUCGUGAAGUUCUGUUCUCGUGGUCGGGAGAAACAACAGGGAACGGUGUUUGGUGGCCGGUACGGAAAGGAUGUGACCAAUUCUCUUUAUCGCGUGAACAAUUACGACAAAAGGCGUUGAAGAGGUAUAUGGCGCGAAUUGUUGUCGUGGUGAAGAGUUUUCGAGGAGGUAUCUUCGGUUCAAUGUGCCUUGGUUGUCGAUUGUUCAUUUGCCAGCCCAUCAGCGAAGAACCUCGUCUCAAGGUAUCUGUAAAUGAAGAGUACGUAGUCACACGAGGUCAACGCGGAUGGCUCUACGGCUAUAAGGUGGACAAUGAAAAGCUCAAAGGAUGGUUCCCGCGAAUGUGCAUUCCGAUUCACUGA
Messenger RNA from Cooperia oncophora, 993 nucleotides. NCBI's taxonomy places the organism in Eukaryota, Metazoa, Nematoda, Chromadorea, Rhabditida, Trichostrongylidae. The record is from the annotation of a GenBank genome assembly.